UUCAUUUUGCAUAGAAUUUCAGGAAGCACAAUUCUGUUGAGAUAAUAACCUAACUUUUUUAUCUAGGUUGAUCAAAAAGCAUGGAUUUUGUGCUCAGUAUUGUUUUGCCUCUGUUUGCUCUCUCCAUUGGGCAGCUCAUAAGUGUCAGCAAUGGACAGAUAGUCGAGAGGCUAUAUUCUGGCAAGAUUGAAGUGAGUAAUGGACAGCUCUGGGGCUCAUGGGGACAUCGAGAAAUGUGUCCCUUCGGGACCUAUGCUACAGGCUUUAGUCUGAAAGUUGAACGAGCAAUAGGAGAUGGGGGCCCCACCCUAAAUGGAAUUGCCCUUCGCUGCACUAAACCCAUUGGCUCCACACGUGAGCUUCAGCCCUAUUCUACAGUCCAAUCUGAUGUAGGAAGCUGGGGUUCUUGGACACAGAACAUGUGGUGCACAAGCGGAGUGUUGCAGGCAUUUCAGCUGCGUGUAGAAUCCGUUCAAGGACGAGGUGAUGAUACCGCCGCUAACAACAUAAGGUUCAUAUGCACUGAAACGGAAAUGCUGACCGGCAAUGGCAUGUCCUGGGGAGAAUGGGGUGGAUGGAGUGAUAUGUGUGUUGGAACAGGGAUUUGUGGAAUCCAAACGAAAGUGGAGUUGCCACAGGGCUCAGGAGACGACACAGCUCUUAAUGACGUCCGCUUUUAUUGUUGCAGCUAAGGGUUUCUGUGCGAGGAGCGUGCUCAGUUUGAUUUUGCCAUCCAUCGACGCUGUAAGGCAGGUUCCACAGUCCAAAGCUGAACACCAGUCCACCGUUACCACCGGAGCUUUAUGCCCUCCCAAAGACAACACACUCUCCAGACCUGCGUCUCCCUUUUUCAGCUUAAAACACAAAAAUGCAGAAUUAUGUCAAAUAUUAGGAAAUCACUAUAUUAAAAUAUCCAUUAUAACAUGUAGGGUGUAUAACAUUUAUUCUGAGAAUUGAAACUGUCUGAACAAACUGCUAACUUCAUACUUUUUAAAUUAUGAUGCAUAUUAUUUAUUAUAAGAACUGCAACUUUUGGCAACAAACAGGAUGAAGUAAAAUAACUUAACAAGUAAUAUUCAUUUUCAGGCAGAAAUACAUAAAGAUUGCUUUUCAACCAAAAACACAAGUAAAUUUAAGUGAACCUGUAGAUUGGGUUACAUUGAUCGUUUUCUACAUAAUGUCUAAAGCUGUCUACAACCUUUACAACAAAUUAGUAAAAAAACAAAAAAUAAUUCAUUUUCACUUUACUGCACUGAGAUAAUGCCGCUGAAAUGAAUGAAAUUGAAAACCAAGAAAUUAGCGUGUGAUAAAUAAGCUCUUAAAAUGUAAAUUAUUUGUUUAUACUCUAAAUAUAAAAAAUAAAUAAUAAUAUUAAUAUUAUUACUGGUAAUAGUAAUUAAUAAUAAUAAUAAUAAUAAUAAUAAUAAUAAUAAUAAUAACAACAACCUAAAAUUUACAAUCAAAAUUUAAAAUACAAAAUUAAAAAAAAAAAAGACCUUCAGUGCAAAAGUGUUGAGGAAAACAACCAGAGGACCGAUCAG
Molecule: messenger RNA, 1541 nt
Organism: Pangasianodon hypophthalmus (striped catfish)
Lineage: Eukaryota; Metazoa; Chordata; Actinopteri; Siluriformes; Pangasiidae
Product: vitelline membrane outer layer protein 1-like
Source: RefSeq, a predicted model, not a curated record